Zingiber officinale is the source of this 1879-nucleotide messenger RNA. RefSeq names its product polyol transporter 5-like. Lineage: Eukaryota; Viridiplantae; Streptophyta; Magnoliopsida; Zingiberales; Zingiberaceae. Gene Ontology annotation, molecular function: carbohydrate transmembrane transporter activity. Gene Ontology annotation, biological process: transmembrane transport. The transcript has 2 exons. The coding region runs from base 133 to 1695 and encodes 520 amino acids. The record is from RefSeq and is a predicted model, not a curated record. Gene Ontology annotation, cellular component: membrane.
CCCUUUUUCUUAGAAUUAAUAGACCUUCUUCGUCUAUUUAAACCCAGCUGGCCAAUCCACUCCACUCCACCAUGAUUCCUGUUAUCGACUAGGAAAUUAAGGCCUCUCCUUUCUCUUAAUUUCUCUACGAGUAUGGGGGAAAAGAAAGAGGAUCGCGAGCAGUUGUCGUCGGUGGAGAAGAUGGCGGCGACGCCGAAGCAAGGCCGCCACAUGUACGCCAUGGGCUGCACCAUGCUCGCGUCUUUGGCCACCAUCAUGUUGGGCUAUGAUAUCGGAGUGAUGAGCGGAGCAGAAAAGUUCAUUCAGAAAGAGCUCCACAUCAGCGACACGCAGGUGGAGAUUCUCAUCGGCAGCCUUAGUCUCUACUCACUCGUAGGUUCCUUCACCGCCGGAUUCACCUCCGACUGGAUCGGCCGCCGGUACACGAUCGUCCUCGCGGCCGCCAUCUUCUUCGCUGGCGCGCUGUUCAUGGGCUUCGCCAUGAAUUAUGCCUUUCUCAUGUUCGGCCGCUUCGUCACCGGCGUCGGCGUUGGAUACGCGGCUAUAAUAGCCCUCACCUACAACGCUGAGAUCGCCCCUGCCUCCUGCCGUGGCUUCCUCACUUCCUUCCCGGAGGUCUUCAUCAACGUCGGCUUACUCCUAGGAUACAUCUCCAACUACGCCUUCUCCCAUCUCCGGCAGUCCCUCGGGUGGCGAUUCAUGCUCGGCGUUGGCGCCAUUCCGUCGGUUUUUCUCAGCGUCGGCGUGCUCGCCAUGCCGGAGUCGCCGCGGUGGCUCGUCAUGCGCGGUCGACUCGGCGACGCCAAGGAGGUUCUCGAGAAGACCUGCGACUCGCCGGAGGAAGCGCGGCUCCGUCUCGCCGACAUCAAGCGGGCUGCCGGAAUCCCGGAAGAAUGCGACGAAGACGUGGUGGCGGUCCCCAAGAAGAACAGAGACAACAGGGGAGCCUGGAGGGAGCUGCUGCUGCGGCCGAGGUCGUCGGUGCGCCGUGUGCUGAUCGCCGCCAUGGGGAUCCACUUCUUCCAGCAGGCGUCGGGGAUCGACUCGGUGGUUCUGUACAGUCCCCGGGUGUUCGAGGCGGCGGGGAUCAAGUCUGACAACGCGCAGCUGGGGAUGACGGUGGCGGUGGGGUUCACCAAGACUCUCUUAAUCCUGGUGGCGACCUUCUUCGUAGACCGCGUGGGGAGGCGGCCGCUGCUGCUGGGGAGCUUCGCAGGGAUGAUCGUGUCGCUGGCGGGGCUGGGGAUCGGGCUGACGGCCGUGGGCAGGCACGGCGAUGGAGGGCAGUCGCUCCAGUGGGCGGCGGCGCUCAGCAUCAGUUCCACACUCGCGUACGUGUCGUUUUUCUCCAUCGGCGCGGGGCCCAUGACGUUAGUGUACAGCUCGGAGGUCUUCCCGCUGCGCCUGCGAGCGCCGGGGGCCGCCAUCGUGGCGGCCGUGAACCGGGUCACCAGCGGCGUCAUCGCCAUGACCUUCCUCUCUCUCUCCAAGGCCAUCACGCUGGGGGGCAGCUUCUUCUUGUACUCCGGAAUCGCCGCGGUGGCAUGGGUGUUCUUCUUCACGUUCUUGCCGGAGACGCGGGGCAGGACGCUGGAGGAGAUGCAGGAGCUCUUCGGGGAGCAAAAGAAAACGGCGGCGCCGGAGAAGAGGAAGGAAGACACCACCGGAGUCGAAAUGGUGAACGGCGGUAAUUAGUACUAGAAAACUCAAGAUCAAUCAGCUAUUACUCGCUGUAAACAUUAUUCCAGCAAACAGGAACCUUUUGGAUUUCAAACAUAGUUCCUUCAUGAACAUCUACGAGAUUAAAUCCACAGUCAAUUCUGUAUCCAGUAUUUGUAAUCAUCUGCAAAUAUAACUGAAUGUUUGGCAAUAAAUGAUA